CGGGCCCGUUCCUUUCGCGCAAGCGUUCCGAGCGGAAGGCGGGGCCUGGCGGCGCCGCGGUGCGCAGGCGCAGCCGUCGGUGGGUCGGGGUUGGGGCACCUGAGAGGGUCUGCAGAUCCUGAACACCCCCGGGCAUCAUCUCUUCCCGUCUCAAGAUGGACAACAAGAAGCGCCUGGCGUACGCCAUCAUCCGCUUCCUGCACGACCAGCUGCGGCAUGGGGGGCUCUCGUCUGAUGCCCAGGAGAGCUUGGAAGUUGCAAUCCAGUGCCUGGAGACUGCUUUUGGGGUGACAGUGGAAGACAGCGACCUUGCACUUCCUCAGACUCUUCCAGAAAUAUUUGAAGCCGCCGCAGGCAAGGAGAUGCCACAGAACCUGAGGAGCCCCGAGCGAACCCCACCUUCAGAAGAGGACUUGGCGGAGGCAGAGCGCCUCAAAACCGAAGGAAAUGAGCAGAUGAAAGUCGAGAACUUUGAGGCCGCCGUGCACUUAUACGGGAAAGCCAUCGAGCUCAACCCCGCAAAUGCCGUCUAUUUCUGUAACAGAGCCGCAGCCUACAGCAAACUGGGGAAUUACGCAGGCGCCGUGCAGGACUGCGAGCGGGCCAUCUGCAUAGACCCGUCCUACAGCAAAGCGUAUGGGAGGAUGGGCCUGGCGCUGUCCAGUUUGAACAAGCACACAGAGGCCGUGGCCUAUUACAAGAAGGCCCUGGAGCUGGACCCUGACAACGAAACAUAUAAGUCCAACCUCAAGAUAGCGGAACUGAAGCUAAAAGAGACCCCCAGUCCAACGGGAGGGGUCGGCAGCUUCGACAUCGCAGGCCUGCUGAACAAUCCUGGCUUCAUGAGCAUGGCAUCCAACCUGAUGAACAACCCCCAGGUUCAGCAGCUCAUGUCUGGGAUGAUUUCCGGCAACCACAACCCCCUGGGGACUGCCGGUACCAGCCCGUCCCAGAACGACCUGGCCAGUCUCAUCCAGGCGGGCCAGCAGUUUGCCCAGCAGAUGCAGCAACAGAACCCAGAGUUGAUUGAGCAGCUUCGAAGUCAGAUCCGAAGUCGGACACCCAGUGCCAGCAACGAUGACCAGCAGGAAUGACCACCUUCUACCAUCCCCAGCAUGUGUAUGUCUGGGCCCCAGAAUCACCUGUGAUGGUGGCUGUGCUCUUUCUGCGCUUACACGGCAGCCACAGGCUACACCGAGGUGCGCUGGAUUGAGAUUUCAGCAGCCACGGCGGUGCCCUCUCGGACCCGGGAACCUGCCUGUCUGACCACCUGCCUGUCUCGUCCUUCCAGCCGUUCCAGCACCACCGGGUUCUUCCGAGCUGAGUGGGGCCUCCACGUGUUCCGUUUUCUUCUAUUGGAUUGCCCAAGAGGGAAAAAGAAAAAGAAAUUGGACCUGCAUGAGAUAGAUUUUUAUGCUUUUAUUUCUUUCCCUUCACCCUUCCCUUCCUUUUUGUACUCCCUCAUGGCUCCCAGGCCCUUCUCAAAACAGAGCCAGCAAGCUGUGAACACAGACCAGCACCAGUCUUCAAAAACCCACUCACUAAAGUAUUUCCUAGAAUA
Phyllostomus discolor (pale spear-nosed bat) is the source of this 1561-nucleotide messenger RNA. RefSeq names its product small glutamine rich tetratricopeptide repeat containing alpha (gene SGTA). Gene Ontology annotation, cellular component: TRC complex; membrane. The record is from RefSeq and is a predicted model, not a curated record. Bases 156 to 1094 code for a protein of 312 amino acids. The transcript has 12 exons. NCBI's taxonomy places the organism in Eukaryota, Metazoa, Chordata, Mammalia, Chiroptera, Phyllostomidae. Gene Ontology annotation, molecular function: protein binding; molecular adaptor activity. Gene Ontology annotation, biological process: post-translational protein targeting to endoplasmic reticulum membrane.